UUACAAAUGGCCGGCACUUAUCUCGACUAUGAGGUACAUGUAUUGUGAAAGAGAUUUAUCCACAAGAUAACGAAAAAGAGUUUGAAACAACAAAAAUGGAUCAAGUACCAGAUACAGCCCAGCACUUUAUUGAAUGUGACACGGAAUCCUGUGGGAACUUUUCUGAGUUCUACUGCAAUACCUGUCACCAGCGAAUCUGUGAUCAAUGUAUACAGCGCCAUCACGAGCAGAAAAAGAACAAAAGACAUGACAUUGUCCCCUAUCAGGAGAGAAAGAGAAAAAUUCCUUCUGAGAAAUGCAGGAUCCACCCCACACAAGAAAUAGACGUUUAUUGUUAUGAUUGCCAGGAUCCUGUCUGUUCUUUUUGCUUUGUCAGACAUCACAGUGGCCAUGGUCUCAGUGACCUUGAAACAAUUUACAAUGAUAUUCUACAGAAGUGUCAGAACGAAAUUACUGAUAUCUGGAAAAGAGAAAUUCCUCAUGCUAAAGAUAAUGUUGAAUUAAUUGAGAAAAAGGGAGAAAAGGUAAAGAAAGAAAUUGCCAAGUUUAGAGUUUCAAUGAAAAAUAGAGCAGAUGAACUGAAAGAAGUUGUUGACAAUAUACUAAAUGAUAAAAAUAAAAAGUUAGAUGAAAUUGAAAAUUACGUCCAAACUGAAAUAAAGGAACAACAGAAGGAAACAGAGGACUACAUAAAGUACUUGGAAAAAAUGAUUACAGACUAUGAGAGUAGAAUGUCAUCUAUAACACACACUGAACUUAUGAAAUUCCAUGUAGAAAUUUCAUUGGCUACCUUUAAGAUGCCUUACAAAUCUGAACCUAAUCUCCCAACUUUUACAUUAGGUUCACUAAAUAAAGAAGAAGUAGCCAAACAGUUUGGUGAAAUAGAACUAGAUUCACCAGAAAGGAUUACGCUUUCCUCUGUCACAAAAGUAAGUGAAAAGACUAUCCAGGAACAAGGAUUAAUUUUGAGUCAUUUGUCUUUCUUACCUCCAAAUAAAUUUUGGGUCAGUGAUAGGUGGGGGAUUCUCUUUCAGUUUGACAUGGAAGGAAAUAUCUUACAGGAAAUACCCACCGGUAUGUCGUAUAUCCAAGGUAUCCACACAGUCACCACAGAGGGAUACCUUCUUUACACAGAUAACAGUAAAAACACUGUAUACAGAGUAACUAGUGACAAGUCUAUCAACAAAUUUAUCCAGACAGGGAGCUGGGAACCUGGAGCUAUCUACUUCUCCCCUGUCAAUGGACACAUAUUGCUUGGGAUGAAGAGAAAUAGAGAAAAUAAAAUAACCAGAUACAACAGAGAUGGCAGGAAGUUAAAUGAUAUACAGUGGGAUGAAGAAGGACAAAAUAUCUACCAAGGUAUAGAUUACAUCACAGAGAACAUUAAUGGUGACAUCUGUACAUCUGACUUGAAAGCCUGUCAGGUUGUGAUGGUGACAGCAUCAGGAGAUUAUCGUUUCUCUUACUCUGGUCACCAUUCUCAGUCUGGAUUCCAUCCCUAUGGAGUCUGUACAGAUGUUCUGGGACACAUGCUGGUGUGUAAUGGCUAUUAUUCAUUAAAAGAGAACUGUUUUAGUAUCCACCUGCUGGACAUAAAUGGUCAGUUCCUGACUCUCCUCCUCACACCAGAACAAUGUCCGUCAUCUCCCUGUGCUCUCUGUAUUGAUGAUAAACACAAUCUCUGGGUUGGAGGAUUAAAAAGUUCUACUGUCUUUUUGUACAAGUAUUUGCAAAACUCAAAAAUAUGA
Molecule: messenger RNA, 1748 nt
Organism: Saccostrea cuccullata (small rock oyster)
Lineage: Eukaryota; Metazoa; Mollusca; Bivalvia; Ostreida; Ostreidae
Exons: 2
Coding region: 96-1748 (550 amino acids)
Molecular function (GO): zinc ion binding
Source: RefSeq, a predicted model, not a curated record